Messenger RNA from Manihot esculenta (cassava), 4950 nucleotides. RefSeq lists its product as uncharacterized. The record is from RefSeq and is a predicted model, not a curated record. The coding region runs from base 282 to 4628 and encodes 1448 amino acids. NCBI's taxonomy places the organism in Eukaryota, Viridiplantae, Streptophyta, Magnoliopsida, Malpighiales, Euphorbiaceae. The transcript is spliced from 22 exons.
UUUACCAAAUCCCUAGCCUCAGCACUAAAGUUGUCACUCACUUUCUGUGUCUUCGCCAUCUGCUCUCUCUUUCUCUCUCUCUCUAGAAGAACUUCUUUCCUCUUGAAGACUUCAAAAUCUCAAUUGCAGAGGAGCCAUUUCUAGGGUUUAUCUGUGUCUAUUGCAAGAAAUUGAAGGAACCUCGCUUCCUCAGGCUUUAAUGGUGGUCUUAAGGUUGAUAUUUCUAUGCUUCCGUUUGCAGAAUCCUGACCUUCAACUCUAAUGACUUUCUCCACCAGUGAAUGGCUCGAUUUCACUCUUUCACUCCAUAUCAUUUCGCCAUUAUUAUAACCACACUAAUUUUAAACAAUAACCUUGUUCUAUCUCACAGUAGAGAGGAUUAUUUAUCUAUAAUCGAUUCCGAUUCCUAUCUCUUUCACCAGGAUUACUCCCCUCCAUCUCCACCGCCUCCUCCGCCGCACCCGCCGUCUGUUUCUUGUGCAGACGAUCUCGGCGGCAUAGGCUCGUUGGAUACCACCUGUCAGAUAGUAUCUAAUGUGAACCUCACCCGUGACGUGUAUAUAGAAGGGAAGGGCAAUUUUUAUAUCCAUCCCGGGGUGAGUUUCAAUUGUCCCUCUGCUGGUUGUUCCAUAAACAUUAACAUCACUGGUAAUUUCACUUUGUCAAGCAAUGCCUCAAUUGUGACGGGGAGCUUUGAGCUUUUGGCUCAUAAUUCGAACUUUCUAGAUGGAACUUCAGUAAACACGACGGGAUUGGCCGGGAAACCGCCACCGCAGACGAGUGGAACCCCUCAGGGGAUAGAUGGGGCGGGAGGGGGGCAUGGAGGGAGGGGAGCUUGUUGCUUAGUGGGCGAUAAGAAGCUGCCGGAGGAUGUUUGGGGAGGGGACGCGUACUCGUGGUCUUCUUUGCAGAAACCGACAAGUUAUGGAAGCAGAGGAGCGAGUACGAGUAAGGAGGUGAAUUAUGGCGGGGGAGGGGGCGGGAAAGUGAAAUUGAAAGUACGUGACUAUGUGGUAGUGGAUGGCUACAUAUUGGCUGAUGGAGGUGACGGCGGUACCAAGGGAGGCGGUGGCUCUGGUGGCAGCAUCUGGAUGAAGGCCUAUAAAAUGACUGGAAGUGGCAGAAUAAGUGCUUGUGGAGGCAGCGGUUUUGCUGGUGGUGGUGGUGGAAGAGUUUCAGUUGACAUUUUCAGCAGGCAUGAUGAACCUCAAAUUUUUGUGCAUGGAGGAAAUAGUCGUGGCUGUCCACAAAAUGCAGGUGCUGCUGGUACUUUAUAUGAUGCUGUUCCCAAGAGCCUUACUAUUAACAAUCACAAUAUGUCAACAGAUACUGAGACACUUCUUUUAGACUUCCCUUAUCAGCCUCUUUGGACGAAUGUUUACCUUCGAAAUCAUGCUAGGGCGACCGUACCUUUGCUUUGGAGUCGAGUCCAGGUCCAAGGACAGAUAAGUCUAUUGUGUGGCGGAGUGCUGAGCUUUGGGCUAGCUCAUUAUGCUUCAUCUGAGUUUGAAUUAUUUGCAGAAGAACUCUUAAUGAGCGACUCUGUAAUCAAGGUAUAUGGGGCUUUGCGAAUGACUGUAAAAAUUUUCUUAAUGUGGAAUUCCAAUAUGAUCGUAGAUGGUGGUGAAGAUGCAACUGUUGCAACUUCUUGGCUUGAGGCUAGUAAUUUAAUUGUUCUCAGGGAAUCAUCUGUAAUACAAUCUAAUGCAAAUCUGGGAGUUCAUGGACAGGGUUUAUUGAAUUUGUCUGGACCAGGCGAUUCAAUUGAAGCUCAACGUCUGGUUUUAUCACUAUUUUACAGUAUUCAUGUUGGUCCUGGAUCUGUUUUACGUGGUCCUCUGAAGAAUGCAUCAAGUGACGCAGUGACACCAAGGCUGUAUUGUGAACGUGAAGAUUGUCCUAUUGAACUAAUUCAUCCUCCUGAAGAUUGCAAUGUGAACUCAUCUUUGUCUUUUACUCUUCAGAUAUGUCGGGUGGAGGAUAUCACUGUUGAAGGACUCAUAAAGGGAGCUGUUGUCCAUUUCCAUCGCGCAAGAACUGUAUCUGUCCCAUCUUCUGGAACAAUUAGUGCAUCUGGGAUGGGCUGCACAGGUGGAGUGGGUAGAGGUCAGGUUUUAGAAAAUGGUGUUGGCAGUGGUGGCGGCCAUGGUGGUAAAGGUGGGCUUGGAUGUUACAACGGUAGUUGUGUUGAGGGUGGUAUUUCAUAUGGGAAUGCGGAGUUACCUUGUGAACUUGGUAGUGGCAGUGGAGGUGAAAACCCAUCCAGUUCAACUGCAGGCGGUGGUGUGAUAGUAAUGGGUUCAUUGGAGCAUCCCUUGUCAAGUUUGACUGUUGAAGGCUCAGUCAGAUCUGAUGGAGAAAGUUCCAAAGGAAUUAUCAAACAGGGAGAGUUCAAUGUUAGAAAUGAUAUCACCAGAGGGCCUGCGGGUGGUUCUGGAGGAAGUAUACUGUUGUUUCUGCAUACACUAGAUCUUAGUGAGUCUGCUGUCCUUUCAAGUGGUGGGGGCUAUGGUAGUCCAAAUGGGGCUGGUGGAGGAGGUGGUGGAAGGAUUCACUUUCAUUGGUCAGACAUUCCUACUGGAGAUGUGUACCAGCCCAUUGCUAGUGUAAAAGGAAUCAUCAACACUGGAGGAGGGAUGGGUAGAGGUGAAGGUCAUGCUGGAGAAAAUGGAACAGUUACUGGGAAAGCUUGCCCAAAAGGGCUGUAUGGAGUAUUUUGCAAGGAAUGUCCAGCUGGCACUUACAAAAAUGUUACUGGGUCUGAUAGAGCUCUUUGCCGUCCCUGUCCUCUCAAUGACCUUCCCCAUCGUGCUAUUUAUAUUCCUGUCCGAGGUGGUAUUGCUGAAACACCUUGUCCCUACAAAUGCAUCUCAGACAGAUUUCAUAUGCCACAUUGUUAUACAGCCCUGGAAGAGUUGAUUUACACUUUUGGCGGUCCAUGGUUAUUUUGUCUUCUUCUCGUGGGUCUUCUAAUCCUCUUAGCCCUGGUACUUAGUGUUGCACGGAUGAAGUUUGUUGGUGUUGAUGAACUACCAGGCCCAACACCCACUCAACAUGGCUCUCAAAUUGAUCACUCAUUCCCUUUCUUGGAGUCAUUGAAUGAGGUUUUGGAAACAAAUAGAGCUGAGGAGUCUCAGAGCCACGUUCACAGGAUGUAUUUUAUGGGCCCUAAUACUUUUAGUGAACCUUGGCAUCUUCCACAUACUCCUCCCCAGGAAAUAAAUGAAAUUGUAUAUGAGAGUGCAUACAAUACAUUUGUGGAUGAGAUUAAUUCUAUAACUGCUUAUCAAUGGUGGGAAGGUGCAAUAUACAGUAUUCUUUCUGUUCUGUUGUAUCCCCUUGCAUGGUCAUGGCAACAAUGGCGCCGGAGAAUCAAAUUGCAAAGAUUGCGUGAGUUUGUUCGAUCAGAGUAUGAUCAUGCUUGUUUACGUUCUUGUCGUUCACGAGCUCUUUAUGAAGGGCUUAAGGUAGCUGCAACUCCUGACUUGAUGCUUGGAUAUUUGGACUUCUUCCUUGGCGGAGAUGAGAAGAGAACAAAUCUUCCUCCUCGCUUGCAUCAACGAUUUCCAAUGUCUAUAAUUUUUGGAGGUGAUGGAAGUUACAUGGCUCCUUUCUCAAUUCAAAGUGAUAAUAUUCUUACUAGCCUUAUGAGCCAGAUGGUCCCUCCUACCACUUGGUACCGAAUGGUGGCUGGUUUGAAUGCACAACUGCGCCUAGUUCGUCGUGGGCGGCUAAGAGUAACGUUUCAAUCUGUCAUUAGAUGGCUUGAAACUCAUGCUAAUCCUGCUUUGAGAAUCCAUGGAAUACAUGUUGAUCUUGCAUGGUUUCAGGCUACAGCUUGUGGUUAUUGCCAGUAUGGACUCUUGGUUCAUGCUGCAGAAGGAGAAGCUGUGGAACGCAUUGAUGGCAGUAAGCAAACUGAACAAGAGUCACGUAUGAAGGGUGCCCAGAGAGGAAAUCCAUCUGGUCAUUUAAGAGUAGAUACACUAUCAAGCGAAGGCCCCAGAAACAGUGGAAGUAUUAUGAGGCGGAAAAAGAGUUAUGGGGGGAGUAUGGAUUCUAACACUUUACAAAUGCUUGUAGAGAAGAGAGAUAUAUUUUGUCUUCUCUCUUUCAUACUUCAUAAUACUAAACCUGUUGGCCACCAGGAUCUUGUUGGUUUGGUCAUCUCAAUGCUACUUCUAGGAGAUUUUAGUUUAGUACUGCUUACUUUGCUCCAGUUGUAUUCAAUUUCAUUGGUAGACGUCUUUCUUGUUUUGUUUAUUUUACCCCUUGGUAUUCUUCUGCCAUUUCCUGCUGGAAUCAAUGCUUUAUUCAGUCAUGGGCCGAGGCGUUCUGCUGGUCUUGCACGUAUCUAUGCUUUGUGGAAUAUUACGUCCAUGAUUAAUGUUGUCGUUGCUUUUCUUUGUGGAUUUGUUCACUAUCGCAACCAAUCGUCGUCAAGUAAAAAGUUUCCGUUUCAGCCGUGGAAUAUCAGCAUGGAUGAAAGCGAAUGGUGGAUAUUUCCAGUUGGACUGGUGGUUUGUAAAAUUUUACAAUCGCAACUCAUUAAUUGGCAUGUUGCAAAUUUGGAGAUUCAAGACCGAUCACUGUACAGUAACGAUUUUGAGCUCUUCUGGCAGUCAUGAUUUUAUAUAUGUCAAAAAACAUUCUACACUUAGGAGUUGCCUUUUUGUUCUUGUUUUGUAUCCUUAGAAUUCUAAGAGUUUUAGGAAAGUGGUCGACACACUAGAAAUAGGAAAUAGGGUUAAAAAAUAUAUAUGAUGUAUAAAUAGCGAGGGCAUUCAUUAAAGUGUAGUCAGGAUUUUUUUUCCCUGUAUUCCUUUUUAACUUAUAAUACCGAUAUUGUAAAUAUCAAGGGAUAAUAAUCCCAUCCACAGUUCCACAUGGAGAUGGUAAUUUGAGUAUCGGUUCGUAUUGUGUAAAAUCGCUGGGCAAAUUUAAAAUUCA